GAAACAAGACUGAGCACUCCACGCAAACAGGCAUAAUGACAGGAUAAAAGUUAUUAUUAUUAUCAUUAUUAUUCUUUUUGACGUGCAUCAGUCAUGCUGCGUGUUGUGGUUGAGUCUGCUUCAGGUCUUCCUAAAAAGAAACUCGGCAGUCCGGACCCCAUCACAUCUGUGGUGUUUAAAGGUGAAACAAAGAAAACUCGGUCCAUCAACAGUGAACUUAAUCCUGUCUGGAAAGAGACACUUGAAUUUGACCUUAAGGGUUCCUCUCUUGAUUCCUCAUCCUUCAUUGAUGUGAUUGUAAAAGACUUUGAGGCUCUUGGAAAAGACAAGUUUAUUGGCUCUGCAAAAGUCAACUUAAAAGACCUAGCAAGUGGUCAAGUGAAGUCGCUCUCUUCAAAAGGUUUGCCUUUAGUUAAUGAAAGCGGGCAAAAUAUUGGAGCCACAAUCGACCUUUUGAUUGGUUAUGAACCUCCAGCUAACACUCCUCCAAACCCAAAUGAUCAACCAGAUGGCGGUGCGGCAGGAACCACCGGUGCUGAUGGAAAUGAAGAUGCCACUGAUACAGGGGGUUUAUCAUCUCCCACUCAGCCAGGUCAAAAAUCUCUAUCACGGACCAGAAAACAGAGGCCUUUAUCUAACAAACCGCAGGACUUCCAGAUCCGGGUCCGGAUCAUCGAAGGUCGGCAGUUGCCUGGAAACAACAUAAAGCCUGUUGUGAAAAUACAUGUUUGUGGAGAAACCCACAGGACUCGCAUCAAAAGAGGAAAUAACCCCUUCUUUGAUGAGAUUUUCUUCUACAACGUCCACAUGUUGCCAUCAGAGCUUUUCGAUCAACACGUCAGCAUUCGGGUGUACAACUCCUCAUCACUGAGGGCUGACAGUCUUAUGGGAGAAUUUAAGGUUGAUGUUGGUUACAUCUACGACGAACCUUCUCACUGUGUCAUGAGGAAAUGGCUGCUUUUAAAUGACCCAGAUGACUCAAGCUCUGGGGCAAAGGGUUACCUGAAAGUCAGCAUGUUCAUCGUUGGGACCGGGGAUGAGCCUCCGGUGGAGAAGAGGGACCCAGAUAGCGAUAAUGAUGAUGUAGAAAGCAACCUUCUGCUACCAGCUGGAAUUGCACUGAGAUGGGUUACGCUGCAGCUCAAAGUGUUUCGUGCUGAGGACCUCCCUCAAAUGGAUGACUCCAUCACUCAGUCUUUGAAAGAGGCAUUUGGAGGAGAAAGCAAUAAAAAGAAUCUAGUAGAUCCAUUCAUUGAGGCCUGGUUUGCUGGAAAGAAGCUUUGCACAAAAAUAAUUGAGCAGAAUGCAAACCCUGAAUGGAAUCAGGUUCUUAAUCUACAGGUUAAGUUUCCAUCUAUGUGUGAACGGAUUAAACUGACAACAUUCGAUUGGGAUCGCCUCACAAGAAAUGAUGCCAUAGGAACUACAUUCUUGAAUCUGACCUCAAUAGCAUCAUCUGGUGGUGAAGUUGAAGUGGAGGAUCCAGGAAAUCCAUGGGUAAAUAACAGUUUUGUCAUUCUCACAGGAGAAACUGGGGAGUCUGGCGUUGGCUUUCUGCCUGCAUUUGGCCCAAGCUACAUUAACCUGUAUGGCAGCCCAAGGGAGUUUACAAGUUUAGUUGAUCCUUAUGAAGACCUUAACUUUGGAAAGGGGGAAGGGGCAGCCUACAGAGGACGCAUUCUCAUUGAGCUUUCCACUAAGCUUGAAGGAAAGCCGGAGAAUGACUUAGAGGCCAUAUCAAAUGAUGACAUUUUGGUUGCUCAGAAAUACCAGCGGAGGAGAAAGUACUGCCUGUGUGCUGUGUUCCACAGUGCCACCAUGAUCCGAGACCCUGGAGAGCCUAUUCAGUUUGAAGUUAGCAUUGGCAAUUAUGGCAACAAUCUAGACUCGACAUGCAAACCUCUCGCUUCAACCACCCAAUACAGCUGUGCCGUGUUUGAUGGUAAUCAGUACUACUACUUGCCCUGGGCUGACACAAAACCUGUUGUUGCCGUUAUGUCAUUUUGGGAGGAUAUCAGUCAUCGCUUAGACGCUGUUAACAUCAUUCUCCACAUUGCAAACCGUUUGCAAGACAACAUCACUGAUCUGAAAACAGAAAUACUAGCCAAAGUCCCAGACAAUAAACUGUAUGAGAUUCGGACCAAGCUUUUAAGCCAACUCAUGGAGGACAUCAGCAGCUUCAAACUCCCAGACCUGGAGGGUAAACCUAACCUCACAGCCCUGGACAUCCAGAUUAAGAAGCUCAGAGACAACACCUUAAAGAAUAUCCUGACUUCAGCUGGGCACUUGUUACAGAUGGGAGCUAACAUAACAGAGAGUUUGCCCACCAUUGACAGCUGGCUGGACAGACUUAAACAACUAGCUGAGGAGCCCCAGAACAGCAUGCCUGAUGUUGUUAUCUGGAUGUUGAGGGGAGAGACACGGGUGGCCUACAGUCGCAUUCCAGCUCAUCAAGUUCUAUAUUCGGUGCACAGCGAGGCAGCAUGUGGCCAGUACUGUGGAAAAACUCAGACCAUCUGUCUAAAGUACCCAAUGGAUAAAGACAAGGGUUCCAAGAUCCCUGUACAAAUACGGGUGAAUAUGUGGCUGGGAUUAGUCGCAGUCGAGAAAAAGUUUAAUACUUAUGCCGAGGGAACAUUUACUGUUUUUGCAGAACUGUAUGAGAACCAGGCAAAAAUGAUAGGCAAGUGGGGUACUUCGGGUCUUUUGAAUCGCCCGAAGUUCUCCGACAUAACCGGAAAAGUGAAGCUAAAGCAGGAGUAUUUUAUGCCCCCUGUAGGCUGGCAGUGGGAAGGUGACUGGUUUGUGGAUCCUGAGAAAAGUUUGCUGACUGAGGCUGAUGCAGGACACAGUGAGUUUGUGGAAGAAGUUUAUGAGAAUCAGACUCGUAAUCCUGGAGGAGAGUGGACAGCAGCGCCGUAUACAGAUGUGAAUGGAGAAAACGCUCGUUCCCCAGAAGAGAUAAAUUGCCCCAAUGGAUGGAAAUGGAUGGAUGAGUGGACCUUUGAUGAAAAAAGGGCAGUGGAUGAGAGAGGUUGGGAAUAUGGCAUUACCAUUUCUCCUGAUGAUAAGCCUAAGUCAUGGGUGGCAGCUGAGAAAACGUACCAUGUCCAUCGCCGUAGAAGAAAAAUCCGACCACGCAAAAAGGUGGCUGCUGGUGCAUUAGCUGCUGAGAAGAAAGAUACAGGACAUCCAGAAGGUUGGGAGUUUUCUUCUCUCAUUGGAUGGAAGUUCCAUCAAAAUGAGCGCUCCACUGAUUCGUUCCGUCGCCGCCGCUGGAGAAGGAAGAUGGAACCUUCUGACAGCAUUGGAGCGUCAGCCAUCUUUAAACUAGAGGGGGCACUGGGAAUUGAUAGAGAAGCAAAAGCGGAUGACAAGGGAUCAAAAUCAGAUGCCAGUAACUUGUUUGGAGCCAAUACACCUAAUGUGUCAUGUACUUUUGACCGAUCCUAUGAAUACCACCUACGGGUUUAUGUUUACCAGGCCAGAAACCUGCUUGCCUUGGAUCAAGACAGUUUCUCAGAUCCAUAUGUGCAUGUGUCAUUCUUACACAUGAGCCAGACCACAGAAAUAAUCAAGUCCAACUUGAGCCCGACCUGGGAUCAAACUCUUAUCUUCAACAAAGUGCCAAUCUUUGGAGAUCCCCAAACCAUUGCUCGCAAUCCACCUCUAGUUGUUUUGGAGAUAUUUGACUGUGACCAAGUGGGCAAAGACGAGCUGUUGGGCAGAAGUAGCUGCCUGCCUUUAGUGAAACUGAACCCAGUCAUGGAUAUAUCUCCUAAGCUUCUCUGGUACCCCGUCAUAAACAAGGAAGUGGCUGCUGGACAAAUCCUGGUUUCUGCUGAACUUAUUUUAAGAAACAAGGGAAAUGAGACUGAACUUCCCCUUGUCCCACCAAAGAGAGGAGACAUGCUGUUCAUGGUGCCUCAGGGGGUUCGUCCUGUAGUGCAGCUCACUAUGAUAGAGAUUCUGGCAUGGGGGUUGCGCAACAUGAAGACCUACCAGUUGGCACCUGUGACCUCCCCGAGCUUGGUGGUGGAGUGUGGAGGCGAGCGGAUUCAGUCAGCAGUCAUCAGAAACAUGAAAAAGAGCCCCAACUUCCCUGGAAGUGUUCUACAGUUGAAAGUGCUCUUGCCCAAGGACGAGAUGUACACACCUCCAAUUGUGCUGAAAGUUAUUGAUCAUAGGCCAUUUGGGAGGAAGCCUGUAGUAGGUCAGUGCACUAUUGACUCACUGGAAGAGUACAGAUGUGACCCGUAUAGCACUGUGGCUGAAGUGGCUAUGUCAUCGAAAGUGGCUUUGAUGGCAAGGACUUCCCAGGAUCUGCGCAUCAACAUGGAGGAAAGGCCUCUUCUUGAAACACAGUUUAUGCAUGGCUUCUCAUCAGCGUUUGACAAAAUGGCCCCAUCUUUUCCACUCCGUCAAGAGAAGGAGAAAGAGGAGAUUGAUUGGUGGAGUAAGUUUUAUGCUUCAAUUGGAGAACAUGAGAAAUGUGGCCCAUACCUUGAGAAAGGAUAUGACACCCUUAAGGUCUUCAACUGUGAACUUGAAAACAUGACUGAAUAUAAGGGGUUGACUGAUUUCUGUAACACUUUCAAACUCUUGCGUGGAAAGACAGACACCGGUGAGGACGAUCCCUCUGUGGUCGGGGAGUUUAAGGGAUCCUUCAAGCUCUACCCGCUCUCAGAUGACCCGGCCGUACCCUUACCUCCACAGCAGUUCAGAGAACUUCCUGACAGUGGCCCUCAGGAGUGUAUCGUCAGGAUCUACGUGAUCAGAGCAGUUGACCUGCAACCCAAAGACAACAAUGGUUUAUGUGAUCCAUACAUUAAGAUCGCACUAGGAAGGAAGACCAUUGAUGAUAGAGACAAUUACAUACCGAAUACUGUGAACCCAGUGUUUGGAAGAAUGUUUGAAAUGUCAUGCUUCUUGCCACAAGACAAAGAUCUGAAGAUCUCCCUUUAUGACUUUGAUCUUCUUACUCGCGAUGAGAAAGUAGGCGAGACAGUGAUUGACCUGGAGAAUCGGUUACUUUCUCGCUUCGGAUCUUACUGUGGUCUGCCACAGACUUAUUGCAUAUCUGGGCCAAAUCAGUGGAGAGAUCAGUGGAAGCCAUCACAGAUUCUUCAGCACCAUGCACGUCUGAAGGGCGUGCCUCCUCCUAGAUCUGAGGACAACGGGAACACCUUAAGUUUUAAUGGCCGGGAAUAUCAGCUCUCUAACUUUGAGGCUAACAAAGAAAUUCAUCAACACCUGGGCCCAGCGAGUGAGCGGAUCGCACUGCAUGUUCUUAGAACACAAGGCCUCGUUCCAGAGCAUGUGGAAACCAGAACACUUUACAGCACCUUCCAGCCCACGCUGCCGCAGGGAAGUCUUCAAAUGUGGGUCGAUGUUUUCCCCAAAAGUCUUGGACCUCCUGGACCUCCUUUUGAUAUUACCCCACGCAAGGCCAAAAAACAUAUGUUGCGUGUCAUCAUUUGGAACACCACAAAUGUCAUUUUGGAUGAAACCAGCAUCACUGGAGAGAAAAUGAGUGACAUAUAUGUAAAAGGGUGGAUGGCGGGAAAAGAAGAGGACAAGCAAAAGACUGAUGUUCAUUACAGAUCUCUUGAUGGUGAUGGAAAUUUCAACUGGAGAUUUGUCUUUGACUUUGAUUACCUUCCUGCUGAGCAACUGUGUCUGGUUUCUAAAAAGGAACACUUUUGGAGUCUUGACAAAACAGAAUUCCGAAUUCCACCUCAGCUGGUCAUUCAGAUAUGGGACAAUGAUAAAUUCUCGCUGGAUGAUUAUCUUGGCACAGUUGAACUGAAUCUGAACAACCUCAUCUCCCCCGCUAAAAUACCUGAGAAGUGCAGCCUGCAAAUGCUGGAUAAUGUGCCUAAAACAACUCAUAAGUUUGACAAGUCCAAGUCUCUUUUCGCCCAGAAGACAGUCAAAGGAUGGUGGCCCUGCUACAUUGAAAAAGACGGAAAGAAGGAGCUCGGUGGGAAAGUGGAGAUGACACUGGAGAUAGUCAAUGAGACGGAGGCAGAUGAAAGGCCAGCAGGAAAAGGCAGAGAUGAACCCAACAUGAAUCCAAAGCUCAACGCACCCAACCGACCUGAAACAUCCUUCUUCUGGUUCACAAACCCAUGCAAAACCUUGAAGUUCAUCGUAUGGCGGAGGUUCAAGUGGCUUUUUAUUGGCUUGAUUUUAUUGCUGUUAGUUUUACUGUUCCUUGGAAUCCUUUUGUAUUCAUUACCGAACUAUAUCUCAAUGAAAAUUGUGCAGCCAAUUAAGUGAUUUGGAUAUCUGCUGUGGAGACAGGCACUGGAGUAACAUCCUGCAGGAGCACACAUUUUGUAUUAACUGAUCCAAAGUAUUUUAAGAAGCUAUGCUGAAACAUAGAGUUUUACUGUACCAUACUCAGCACGGGUUAUUAUAUGGGAUUUAAUAUUUUUAUUUAUUUUUUGCCCUUGACCUAGAGAUGCAUGUGACCCCAUCAAACAAAUAAACAGCUGUUUUAAUAGCUAUAUAUAUAUUUUUUUU
This is a messenger RNA of Clarias gariepinus (North African catfish), 6528 nucleotides long. It is a transcript of the gene myof, whose product is annotated as myoferlin. The coding region runs from base 94 to 6282 and encodes 2062 amino acids. Gene Ontology annotation, cellular component: membrane. The record is from RefSeq and is a predicted model, not a curated record. NCBI's taxonomy places the organism in Eukaryota, Metazoa, Chordata, Actinopteri, Siluriformes, Clariidae. Gene Ontology annotation, biological process: plasma membrane organization; membrane fusion. The transcript is spliced from 55 exons.